AUGGUGGCGUGUUUUGAGCAAAAGCCUGCAAUUCUUGUAGUGCAAAUUCUUGGAAGUGUUCACUGGUUAGUCUCAAACAACCCCCAAGUGAAUAACCCUAUACCUUCCAACUUGAAGUCAGAAGCUAAAAAGGCAGCUAAAAUAUUACGAGAAUUCACAGAAAUAACUUCCAGAAAUGGACCUGAUAAAAUCAUACCUCCCCAUGUAAUAGCUAAAGCCAAAGGCCUUGCAGUUUUGUCUGUUAUCAAAGCUGGAUUUUUGGUGACCGCUCGAGGCGGAAGUGGAAUUGUAUUAGCUCGUCUUUCUAAUGGAACCUGGUCUGCUCCUUCUGCAAUAGGAAUUGCUGGCCUUGGUGGUGGAUUUGAAAUUGGAAUUGAGGUUUCAGACUUAGUGAUAAUAUUAAAUCAUGAAAGAGCAGUAGAAGCUUUUGCCAAAGGAGGGAAUCUUACACUUGGAGGAAAUCUUACUGUGGCAAUUGGACCUCUGGGGAGAAACUUAGAAGGGGAUGUUGCCCUGAGAAGCUCUGCUGCUGUCUAUACAUACUGCAAAUCUCGAGGACUGUUUGCAGGUGUAUCUCUGGAAGGAACCUGUUUAAUUGAAAGGAAAGAAACAAAUCGCAAGUUUUAUGGGCAGGAUAUUCGGGCUAGUGCCAUCUUGCUUGGUGAUGUGCCUUUUCCUGCUCAAGCAGAAGAUCUUUAUGAAACUCUAGCAUCCUUCACUGAAGUGUAUGAAAAUGAAGAGCAAAAAAAUAAUCCAGGAAAAGCUGUAAAUGACCCACCUGCUAGACCAUCAUUGAGACCAGAGCCACCUAAACCCACUGUUAGGCCAACACCACCAGCUAAAAAGAAUACAAACAAACUUUAUCCUGAACUUCCAAAAGAUUAUGCCUCUGUGGGUAACUCUUGGAGCAAUCCAGUAGAAGUGACAGCACUUUAUUCAUUCGAAGGACAACAGCCGGGUGACUUGACUUUCAAAGCUGGAGACAAAAUCACAGUCACAACUAAAACAGCUUCCCAGUUUGAUUGGUGGGAAGGAAGAAUAGGAGGACAAACUGGCAUCUUUCCAGCCAAUUACGUUGCCAUAAGUAACAACUAA
Molecule: messenger RNA, 1095 nt
Organism: Gavia stellata (red-throated loon)
Lineage: Eukaryota; Metazoa; Chordata; Aves; Gaviiformes; Gaviidae
Gene: SH3YL1
Product: SH3 and SYLF domain containing 1
Exons: 10
Coding region: 1-1095 (364 amino acids)
Cellular component (GO): ruffle membrane
Molecular function (GO): protein binding; phosphatidylinositol binding
Source: RefSeq, a predicted model, not a curated record